AUGCACUGCUGGACCGUCGGAAGGUGGUGCGGGAGUGUGCUCUGGAUAGCCUCUGGGAGGCUGCUGGAAACCAACGGCCAGAGCCAGGUGGUGCAGUCCAUGCACAGCUGCAGGAUGUGCUGCCACCAGAAGAUGCGGGAUACCAGAUGGAGUCUCGGCGAGCUGCAGCAGAUGCCUUGA
Molecule: messenger RNA, 180 nt
Organism: Cladocopium goreaui
Lineage: Eukaryota; Dinophyceae; Suessiales; Symbiodiniaceae
Source: the annotation of a GenBank genome assembly